This is a messenger RNA of Colletes gigas, 2653 nucleotides long. RefSeq lists its product as uncharacterized. Gene Ontology annotation, biological process: regulation of membrane potential; chemical synaptic transmission; monoatomic ion transmembrane transport. Gene Ontology annotation, cellular component: neuron projection; membrane; synapse. Gene Ontology annotation, molecular function: transmembrane signaling receptor activity; neurotransmitter receptor activity; extracellular ligand-gated monoatomic ion channel activity. The coding region runs from base 46 to 2538 and encodes 830 amino acids. The record is from RefSeq and is a predicted model, not a curated record. NCBI's taxonomy places the organism in Eukaryota, Metazoa, Arthropoda, Insecta, Hymenoptera, Colletidae. The transcript is spliced from 15 exons.
AUCGUUCAGUCGACUGGUGGCUGUUGGCUCAUUUCAAUCAUCAAAAUGAGAAUUCUAACGGUGCUCGGUUUCCUCGCUAUUCUGCAACAGAGUUAUUGCGAGAGUUUAUUUUGGGACGACCGAGAGUGCAAAAGGUCUGGACAUUCGACGCCCUUGGAGAGGCUGAAGUCGCAUCUUUUUUGCGAGUACGAUCGCACCAUUCGACCGGUCACUUCCCAUAAAGAGGUCAACAAUGUAACCAUAAAACUGAUGCCGAAGCUAAUGGAAUUUGACGAAGCGUUAAGUAACAUGGUUCUGCACAGUUGGAUGCUGCUUGUUUGGACGGACAAACAUCUCAGUUGGUCGGCCAGCGAUUUCGAGGGGAUUAAGUACAUCUAUGUGAGCAGCAACGAGAUAUGGGUGCCCGAUCUUUCGAUUUACAAUUCGGGUGAUAUGUCGGCCGAUCAGUCCAUACCUGAAACAAUGUGCUUGAUCGAUCAAUCUGGAAAGGUGAGCUGCGUUCCAGCGUUAAGGCACGUCUCUAAAUGCGUCACGAAUUACGUGUCGUGGCCUUACGACAGCCACCGGUGUCUAAUUAAUUUUGGCUCUUGGUCGCAUUCUGGGGAGGAAAUAAAUUUUCAUCUGGAUCACAAAGGGUACCAAAUGGCUGGAUUCGUGAACAAUAGCGUUUGGGAUUUUAAAAUUCUGAAUGCGUACAAGGUCGUGAAGAUGUAUGCGUGCUGCCCAAACGAUACGUACCCCAUGAUCGUUUACGAAUUUUCCAUAGUCCGGCAUCACGGCAUACUGCAAACCACAUACAUUACUCCAGCUAUAGCAAUGAUAUUGCUUACGUUGACGGUGCUGUGGUUGGAUUCUAGAUCAACGGAACGUAUUGUUAUAGCUGGUGUUAAUUUAAUUUGUCACCUGCUUUGCAUAUUCGAUAUGCAUUGGCAAUUACCGCACAACGGCACAAAUCCGCCUAGUAUAAUGCUGUAUUACCGAGAUUCGCUAGCCUUAGCUGUGUUCGCGUUCGUCUUAACCGCCCUGCUGCGCAAAAUACAAGAAACGAACAUCGAAGUGCCUCGAUGGAUCUCCUCGACAACGUCGUUCGUUCUGAGCAACAAAGCUGGACGCUUUCUAGUUCUGACCGAAGAGGAUUCUAGCAGAAUACUCAGCUCAGAGAUGGACGACAAUUCCGACAGUCCUAAAACCGAAACAAUAUCUAAAGAAUCAUCAUGGAGACACUUUGCAGCCAUCAUCGAGUGGUUGUCCUUCUUCCUCGUAGUGUUCACCUACGUCAUCUUGCUGAUCACCCUUAUGCCAUCCCCCCUCCUUUUCGUUUGUCUCCUGAUCCUCGGCAUCUCUCAUCGGGCGACGUGCGUGUUUGAUGCGUGCAAAUACAUAAUGACCAAUUCCCCGCUGAUGCAGCUGAGGAAUUAUGUAUUCUGCACUGACCGAAUGAAGGUCCCAGCCCCCAACACCACUGUCAGCUUUGAGUUCCACAUGCAACACUUCACAGUCGAUGAAUACCUGGGCUUUAUAGAUUUACACUUUUGGAUGCGAUGGGAAUGGAAAGACAAAUAUCUUACAUGGACACCAUCGAGUUACAACGAUAUUAAUUGGAUGGAAGUAUCGACCAGCGAUAUUUGGAUACCGAAAACCACACUGGGGGAAUCGGCGCAUAUAGGUACCAGUAUCGAUAUACCAAGACAGGAAUGCUCGUUACACUAUUCGGGUCUAAUAGUUUGCAAACCAAGGAUAGUGUACAGCGCGUAUUGCACAUCAGAUCGCACGUGGUGGCCCUACGACGUGAUGAAUUGCAGUGUAUAUAUUGGUUGUCACUCUUAUUCUGCCGACGGCGGACAAAUAAAUAUAGUGCGUAAUUCACUGAUGCAAAUGGAACAUAAUAAUUCACAAUGGGACGUGUUACAAAUUUCCGCAAACGAAUACGAAACAAGAAAUUCAACAUUAUUAUCUUACAAUAUUCUUCUGAAACGAUAUGGUGAUAAUAAUCACAUAAGUUUUAUAACGAUGGCUAUAGUGUUUAUGAUAGUGACACUGAUGGUACUUUGGUUGGAGCCAAAAUCCAUCGAACGGAUGAUAAUUGCGAAUUUGAAUUUCGUUCUUCAUCUACUUGGUAUGUUGGAAUUACAGUGGAUGCUUCCUUUUAAUGGAACCAGUGUCCCAAAAUUAUUUCUUUUGUAUGAAAAGUCUUUCCUCGUGGCUGGCUUCUCGCUCAUUCUCACCAGUAUUCUGCGCCAUUUGCAAGAAUUAACCGUUGAUGCACCUGUGUGGAUAUCAUCAAUCUCGGUUUACAUUUUGAACAGCAGAGUGGGUCAAAUAUUUUUAGUGAGCUUUUUGGACCCAAAAGUAUCGGCUAGAAUAGAAUUAAAUGCAGACGACAACACUAAUCUUGUGUCUCUCAAUCGGAAAGAAUCUACGUGGAGGUACACGUCGAUUUUAAUUGGGUGGUUUGCGUUUUUAAGUAUUUUAUUUACCUAUAUAAUAUUGUUGGUUGUUCUUCUUCCGACAAGUGCGUCUUUCAAUUCAAUAUAUUGAAUUCUUACAUUAAAAAGAACAUUUAUGUACAAAAAUAAUACUUGAUUAAUGUUUCAAUUCUGAAAUUAUAUUUUACGGUGUAUUGAAAAUGUCAGCAAAUUCGUGUUAAAUGAUA